GUAAAAGAAGAUUCGGCGGAGUUUGUUAUACGGUUGUAAUUGCUAUUUGUAAAGGACAUUAUGUCGAAAGUGAACACGUUGUAUAAUUAUUUCACCUCGCCCAAAACUCCUAAACAAUCGAAGAAUAAAUCGGUAUCUGAAGAAAAAUCUUCAACUCCGAAAAGAUCGAGGGAACAAAGGAACAAAGUUAAGACUCCAGGCAAAGGAAAAGAAAAUAAAACUGUUGAGGACAGAAAAAGGAUUCAUAAGGAUGAUGAGGAAGAAGAAGAAAAAGAGGAAGAUGAAGUAAUACAGCCAAAGAAACGAAGGCUGAUUAUUCCUGAUGUAGAAUCUGGAGAUGAAUCUGGAGAUGAAUUUAAACCUAAUCCAGAAGAUGAAUCAGAAGAGUCUGAUUCAGGGUCUGAAGGAUUUAGUGAAAGUGAACCACAGAGUGUAAGUGAAGAGGAAACUCCAGAGAAAAAAAGAAAAGUGACUAAUGGCACUGGAAAAAGGCAGCAAGGAGGUAAAAAAAGAUUUGUUAAGGAAGAUAAGAAGGAAUCAAAGCAGCCUCAACAAGUUCAAGUUCAAGGUUCAAAUAAUGUUACAGAGACAUGGAGACAUUUAAAAUAUGAUUUCCUUGAGCCAAAUAAAAUAAAGGACAUUAACAGAAGACCAGCAAGUGAUCCAAAUUAUGAUCCCAAGACUCUUUAUGUUCCUUUGGACUUCUUGAAUCAACAAACUCCAGCAAUGAGGCAAUGGUGGGAAUUGAAAAGUAGACACUAUGAUUGUGUUCUCUUCUUCAAAGUGGGAAAGUUUUAUGAAUUAUAUCAUAUGGAUGCUGUGAUUAGUGUCAAUGAACUUAAUCUCACAUUUAUGAAGGGAGAGUUAGCGCAUAGUGGAUUUCCUGAAAUCGGAUAUGGUCGUUUCUCGGCAAGUCUUAUAGAAAAAGGAUACAAGGUAGCUAGGGUAGAACAAACGGAGAAUCCCGAAAUGAUGUCGCAACGCUGUAGUAAAAUGGCAAAGGUAACAAAGUUUGACAAAGUAGUGAAAAGAGAAAUCUGCCAAAUAAGUUCCAAAGGUACAAGGGUAUACACUGCAUUGGAUGUAGAACCAUCCACACCAAAUUCCAAUUAUUUAUUAUCACUCAUUGAAAAAUGCCCACCUGGUUCAACUACCUCUCAUUAUGGAGUGUGUUUCUUGGAUACUACAAUAGGAGACUUCUAUCUCGGGCAAUUCGAAGAUGAUCGCUGCAAUUCUAGAAUAUUAACUUUGCUUGCACAUUAUCCUCCAGUUCAUGUUGCAUACGAACGUGGCAAUUUGUCUCAAAAAACAUUACAAAUUUUAAACAACGCUUUAGCGACAAGCAUUAAGGAACCACUUUUGCGUGAAUCACAAUUUUGGUCAUCUUCGACUACAUUAAAAAAUCUUCACGAAGGAGGAUACUUCAAAAAGUCGGAAUCUGAAUUUCAAUGGCCUGAAGGCUUGCAACCAUAUCUUAAUCAAAGCGAUAGCUUAGGAUUGACUCCGGCUGAAGAUAAAGAGUUAGCGGUGCAUGCUUUAGGAGGAUGUGUAUACUUGCUCAAAGAAUAUCUGCUUGAACAGCAAUUAUUGGCGCAGGGACGUUUUAAGUCGUAUAUACCGCCAGACUUCUCAAGUGAAUCAUCCACAGCCUCCAAGUUUGCAAAUAAUAUGGUUUUAGAUGCAGUCACCAUUAACAACUUGAGAAUUUUCGGCGAAGGUUCAUUGAUGAAAACACUCGAUCGUUGUUGUACUGCAUUUGGCAAGAGAUUACUACGCGAAUGGAUUUGUCGACCAUCUUGCCGCAAAAAUGUUAUAAUUGAACGACAAGAAGCUGUACAAGAAUUAAUGGAUUGUUCAGAAGUAGUACAUGCUGCUCGUAGUAUACUAGCCAGUAUUCCUGACCUUGAAAGACUGUUAAGCAAGAUCCAUGCUCACGGAAAUGCAGCAAGGCUGAAUAAUCACCCCGAUGGCAGAGCAAUCAUGUUCGAAGGUAAAACGUAUUCAAAGAGAAAAAUCUUAGAUUUUACCAAUACUUUGAAUGGUUUCGAGGAGGUUUUAAAAGUAGUCGCUCUAUUCGAAGAUUUCAAAAGUCCGCUAAUAACUCGCUGUACCAAAGUGGAACCGGAUGGCGAAUUUCCUUCAUUAAGAGAAUCUUUAGAUUACUUCAAGACCGCGUUCGAUCACGAGGAGGCCAAACAAGUAGGUUGCAUCGUUCCAAAGAAAGGAGUGGACGAUGAAUACGAUUCCCUUUUACUGGAACUCGCGCAAGUGAAGAAGGAUUUAGAACGGUAUCUUGAAAAGCAAAGACAGCACUUCGGCGUGAAAGUCACGUACCACGGGUCGGAUAAGAAACGUUAUCAGAUCGAGAUUCCGGAUUCUCAGGUGAAGAAAGUUGGUCCUGGUUAUGAGCUUCAGUCACAAAGAAAAGGAUUCAAGCGCUAUUGCACCGCUGAGACGAAGGAACUUCUGAGCCGACAAAUAAAUGCGGAAGAACAUAGAAAUAAAGUAUUAAAAGAUCUAAACAGAAGAAUAUUCGCACAAUUUAGCGAGAAGUAUGAUAUGUGGAACAUGGCCGUUUAUAAAUUGUCCGUCAUAGAUGUUCUUAUUUCCUUAUCGGAAUACGCUCUCAGCGGCGAUAUGUGUGUACCGGAAGUCAACGAUAACGCAAAUGAAAAGAUAUUUAUCGAUAUACGAGAUGGACGACAUCCGUGCAUCCUUUCAGAUACUUUCAUACCAAAUGAUACUUUAUUGGCAGUUGAAGAUUCUGCACCUUUCAUGAUUCUUACUGGACCAAACAUGGGCGGUAAAUCAACGCUCAUGCGUCAAGUCGCGCUUCUUACUAUAAUGGCCCAAAUUGGAAGUUACGUGCCAGCAAGUUCUUGUAAUUUAAUAUUAGUAGAUCGUAUCUUCACGAGAUUAGGAGCCAAUGACGAUAUUUUGGCUGGUCAGAGUACUUUCUUGGUAGAGCUAAGCGAAACUGCUGCAAUAUUGCAGCACGCUACGCCAUACUCGCUAGUUUUAUUAGAUGAAUUGGGUCGUGGUACAUCGACAUAUGACGGAACGGCAAUAGCCGCCUCAGUUGUAGAUGCGCUCACAAAAUUGAACUGCCGUACAUUGUUCUCAACGCAUUAUCAUUCUUUGGUAGAAGAUUACAAAACUAAUAAGCACAUUACGUUAGCCCAUAUGGCAUGCAUGGUAGAAAACGAGGAACAGGACGAAGUGUCUCAGGAAACUGUAACAUUUUUGUACAAACUCAGCGAUGGAGCCUGUCCAAAAUCGUAUGGUUUCAAUGCUGCCCGAUUGGCUGGUGUACCAUCUGUGAUUACAAACAGAGCGCAUGAAAUUUCGAAAAAACUCGAACAGGAGACUAAUCAUAAACAUCUAUUCACCGCUCUGUGUAAAGCAAAUGGAGCAGCCAUAAGGGAUCUAAUUGCUGCAAUGUGA
Molecule: messenger RNA, 3444 nt
Organism: Habropoda laboriosa
Lineage: Eukaryota; Metazoa; Arthropoda; Insecta; Hymenoptera; Apidae
Gene: Msh6
Product: probable DNA mismatch repair protein Msh6
Exons: 20
Coding region: 61-3444 (1127 amino acids)
Biological process (GO): mismatch repair
Cellular component (GO): MutSalpha complex; nucleus
Molecular function (GO): ATP binding; mismatched DNA binding; ATP-dependent DNA damage sensor activity
Source: RefSeq, a predicted model, not a curated record